GACGGGUCUAGAGGUUCUGUACACAAAUAUCAAGGGCUGCUUAAAUUUUUUAUCACGAGAUGUAACCAUUCUUUCAUCGGACCUAGUGAACAUUUUCUCCAGAUAUCUCCCUGAUAGUCUGUAUUAACGCCAGGGUUGGCUUGAAGGACGAGGAGCUCAGUCUUCAUUGGGUUAAGUUGUAGGUGGUGUUCCUUCAUCCAGGCCGAGAUGUCUGCCAAACAGGCCGAGAUUCAAGCAGUCACCGUGGUUUCGUUGGGCUGGAAAGACAAGUAGAGCUGUGUGUCAUCGGCUUAGCAGUGCUCACUAAUCUUGAUGCCGUUUUCUGUGCCAAUCUGACUGAUUGAGAAAGAAAGAGAACACAGUAAGGAUGAGUGGCAUGGCGCUCGCGCUGGAGGUGGUGGUGGUAUUCUUUCUCGCGCUCUUCCUCCUGCAUCGCUAUGGAGAUUUCCGCAAACAGCAGCGAAUGGUGCUGUUCGCCACCCUUCUCGCUUGGUUCCUGUGCUUCCUCAUCGUCUUCAUCCUUCCGCUAGACGUCAGCACGACCAUAUAUAACCAGUGUAAGAUUGAUAAUCAGGUCCACCUGGUGACGAGCAACACUUUCAACCUUGAUAAUUCUUCCAACUCCUCUGUAUUUCCAACACAAAGGGUACUGAAGGCUUGUCAUAAGCCUUGGAGUUAUAUCCCAGAUGGAAUUCUGCCCGUGUUCUGGAGGGUGGUGUACUGGACAUCACAGUUUCUAACAUGGCUCUUGAUUCCCUUCAUGCAGUCGUAUGCACGAUCAGGUGGUUUCUCUAUCUCAGGGAAGAUAAAAACAGCCCUGAUAGAAAACGCCAUUUAUUAUGGCACAUACCUGCUUAUCUUCUGCUCUCUGCUCAUCUACGUGGCCGUCAGUCCGCAGUGGCACCUCUCCUGGUAUGACUUGCGAACAAUUGGCAUUACAGCAGCCAAUACCUGGGGGCUGUUUUUGCUGGUGCUGUUGCUAGGAUACGGCCUAGUGGAAAUCCCGCGCUCUUAUUGGAGGGCAUCAUGCCACGGGCAACUGCUGGCAAAGACGUAUUUUAAAGCAGCAAAACUGAUGACAGAGAAAGCAGACGCCGAGGAAAACCUGGAGGAUGUCAUGGAGGAUGUCAGAACAGUAAAUGAGACUAUCAAAUACAACCACCCUCUGAGGAAAUGCAUUGACACGAUUCUGAGAAAGUGUCCUGUAGAGUACCAGGAAAAGUUGGGCAGGAACAUGGACGAUUAUGAGGACUUUGAUGACAAGGGAAACCCUUAUCCUAGUAAAAAAAGUUUAGUCAAACUGCAUAAACGGGUGAUCUAUGCUGUCCAGAGGCAUAACCGCACGCAUGUGCAGUGGCAGAUUCUAUUGGACGAGGCUUUUCACUUAGAGGAUGUAGCCAAAAAUGAGACAAGCUUGACUCACCAGUUCAUUCACAGCUUCCCCACUGCCGAACCACCUGGAUGGAUCAGCAAGUACCUGUACACUCCCAUUGUGGAGUGGUAUUGGGAGUGUGUAUUCCGGCGCUGGUGUUAUCGUGUGCUGGCUGUGGUUUUGUGUCUCUUCUCUGCAGCAGUGGUCUGGUCUGAGUGCACUUUCUUCAGCACACAGCCCAUUCUGUCUCUCUUCGCUGUCUUCAUCCAGCUUGCAGAGAGAGACUACAACUACGUUUAUAUAGAGAUGGCGUGCUUUAUCACCAUAUUCUUCCUGUGUUACUGCGUCUACUCCACUGUGUUCCGAAUCCGAGUCUUUAACUAUUACUACCUGGCUCCUCACCAUCAGACGGACGCCUACAGUCUUCAGUUCAGCGGCAUGUUAUUUUGUCGUUUGACGCCUCCGCUGUGUCUGAAUUUUCUGGGAGUGAUUCACAUGGAUUCCACCAUCUCACACCAGCAGAGACAGCAGACAGCGUACACAUCAAUAAUGGGGUCCAUGCAGGUCCUGUCUUUCAUCGCCAAUGGAUUUUAUAUCUACUACCCCAUGCUCAUUGUUUUGCUCUGCAUUGCAACUUACUUCAGUUUGGGUACACGCUGUCUGAAUUUGCUGGGCUUUCAGCAGUUUAUGGGGGAGAAUUAUCUGACCUCUGACCUUGUGGACGAGGGGAGAGAACUAAUUCGUAGAGAGAGGAGGAAACGGCAGAGAACAGAAGAUGGAGAAAGCAGGCGAAGAGAUUGGAGGGAGCGCUAUACUGACCAAAGGGAGAGAUACGGAGGCAGGAAUAGAAGUGCAUACUCAGAGCUGAAGGAGGCAGACAGUUUCAGCACAGAUACUGUCAAAGCUCCAUCUCGAAGAGAUCGUAGCGACAAGGCUGAGUUACUAAAGGAUGUUGAACCACUGGACUUCAAUGCAGAUGAACCAUUGGAGACAGAAAAUAGGAGGUACGCUGGAGGGCAUUAUCUCUCUACCUCUGCAUCUCGUGCCUGCAUCUUUGAUGAUGUAUGAAAGCAAAGAAAACAAGGAAGUGAAACUGUUUGCACUUUUUAACUUUAUACUCUUCCUGAAGUGACAGUGACGGACUGCAGCUGUAAAGGUUCUGUGUGUUGGGGGGGGGGGGGGGGGUAUUAUGCUAUAAAUGUGGACAUUCUUGUGUCCCCAUAAUUCAAAUAACUAAACUAUGUUUUUUUUUGAAAAUGUAAAAAUGCAGAAAGAUUUUUGUGAGGGUUAGGUUUAGAGGUAGGGUUAGGUUUAGGGGAUAGAAUCUAUAGUUCGUACAGAAUAAAAAUCAAUAUGUCUAUGGAGAGUCCUCAUAAGGAUAGCCGCACCAACGUGUGUGUGUACGUGUGCGUUUACUGCGUGGUAGUUCACCCCAAAAACCCAUAAUAUUAUAAUAAUUUUGUUGCAAACCCAUAUGACUUUAUUUCUUUCAUUGAACACAAAAAGAGAUGUUAGGUGGGAUGUUUAUGCUGCUCUUUUCCAUACAACAAAAGUCAAUGUGGAUGGACACUGUCCAGCUCCAGUAAUGUAAAAAAAACAAAAAGCACCAUAAAAGUUGACUGUUAAGACCCCCUCUCUGCCAUAGCUCUCAAAUCACAUUCAAGUUCACAAAUGGCAGCAGGUUUCUCGCAUGUCUCCUGACAGAUCAUGUCAAGACAGGAGAUUUAAGAACUGCGACAGAGGGGAAGAUUUUCCGUGACUAACAACUUAAAUUUCUGUUUGUUUGUCACACAAAGCUAUCGUAUGGCUCAGUGUCAGAAACGUUUGCAUUAAUGAGUAAUAAAAGAAAAUUAAAAAAUACCUGGUAUUAAGAUGCCUUUUGGGUGUUCCGAUCACAUGGGGUCAGGUGAGACACAUCGCUGUUUACACCUGGUCACUUAAAUGUGUCUCCUGUAACCACUUAUGAUCAGAUUUGGAGGGGAGGGUCUCUGUUUCAUGAUGACAUACAUCAAUCACUACGUAAGUGUUACUGCAUGAUAUUAAAGCGCAACAAAGUCAGAAAAGACAAAGAAAGCGCGAAAAAACGGUGUGCUGUUUCUCCCAGAUGCGGUUGAAAUGUAAUCUAAGCACAAAUGUCAAGCAGAAUUAUCCGUUGUUUUAUUGGAUUACCUGUAUAAAAGGGGCUUCGGGUGUUUGUGCUUCUCAUUUGUGUUGAUAUCAGACACACUAAAAAAGAUCUGUGAAGUUCUUGUGCUUGUGUAUGUAUCUGUUUUUGUUUUGUUUUUCUCAAUCGGACGGUUAUUUCCUUUUAAAGCCGCUCGUACCCGACAAAGUUUGAACUCUUGUUUUAGCUCAGCAAUUGAUUGACAGGUGAGGGGUGGUGCUUCACUGCUGCCCGGACGCAUACAGGACACAUUAGUGUUUACACCUCAAAUGCAAUCUGGUCACAUGCGUUUUUGACCACAUUCGUAUGUGGUUUCUGUUAUCCUAUCACAAAACGGUUUAGACCCCCUUUAAAUGUGUAUUUAGCACUGACCACAUGUGAACGGAUCACCCGAAAUGCAUCUUUAUACCAGGUGGAAACAGGGUUCUAUGACAGCAUAUAAUUGUUUUUACAAUUUAAAACAAACUGUCUCAUUCAUUUAUAUCAUAUGUCAAUUUAAUCAAUUCUUUAAUUCCUAUUGUUGAGAAUGUAUUACCUUUUACUCUAAGAGUUAAAUAACUCACAUCUUAUGCCUUUUGUAUAAAUAAGAAAAUAGUAAAAUAUUAACAAUAUUAAUUGUUACUAAUAAAAAACAGAAGAAUUCAUUAAAACCCACAUUUUGAAUUUUGUGGGCAUUUUUGGCACAAGCCCCCCUUCAUAUCUUACCCUGGAAUGGCUUCAAUUAACUUGAAAUGUAGCGCACAAGUCAUAUGGACUGCUUUUGAAACCUGACAGCCCGACGUCAAUAAAUGCUUUCAUUGUAUUAAAAAAGCGCAGCGUGAACAUUCUUUAAAAUUUCUCCUUUUAAGUUCCACUGAAGAAAAAAAUUCACAUAAGUUUGGAGUGAUAUGAGGGUGAGUAAAUGAUGACGGAAAUUUCAUUUUUGGGUGAACUAUCCCUUAACCUCUCAUUGCUCCCUUUAAUUCCGGAUGAAGCCAAAAUACCAAACACUGCAUGCACAGACGUAAUGUAUGCAGUGCUCACUUCAAAGCAAUGAUGGUUGUUUUUUUGUUUAGUUUUUUGUAAAAGUGAUCAUUAUUACAGGUUGUGGCUGAAAAGGGAAAUAAAUAAGGGAUGCAUUCUUUUGGAAUUAUUUUUUGAAAGUUUAAAUAUUAUAUCUAGAAAAUGUAAUAGAAUGUAAAGGCCUAAAUUAAAAAGGGAAUAUUGUCAGGAUAUGGGUCAACCAGAUUCAUGAGGGUUCAAUAGUGCCUGUACUGUUUUUCAUACUCUGACCUGUGUGCCCUGCUUUGACCUCUGACUUUUCAACCUCAGGAUGAUAACUUGUUUGACCAGUAAAUCAUUUACAACAGAAAAGUCUCUCCAUUUUUCUUAUGAGUAUUUUAUAUAAUCGUUCAGUGUUUAAAAAGAUGAUUCACCCCAAAAUGAAAAAUAUUGAAUCAUUUACUCACCCUUGUGUAAUUUUAAACCUGUAUAACUUCAUUUCUUCCAUGUUACACAAAAGGAGAUUUUUGGCAGAACAUAUAGUCAGUCACCAUUCACUUUCAUUGCAUGGAAUAAAAAGAACCAUAAAAGUGAAUGGUGACUGAGGCUAUUAAUCCAUAACAUUCUGCCUAACUUUUGUGUUCCAUGGAACAAAGAAAGUCGUACAGGUUUGUAACGACAUGAGUGUGAGUAAAUGCUGACAGAAUUUUUCUUUUAGGUGAACUAUCCCUUCAAUAGAUCAGAUUCUAAAGUUACCAAGGAAAAUAUAAAUAAAAAAAUGUCUCAUCCUGGUUUAACCAUUCAGCUCUUAUUUGUACUGUAAACAUGAGUCUCUUAUUUGAUGAUCAAACAAUGCAAAAUGUCUGAAUGCAUAUAAAAAAAAUGUAUUUUACUGUUUUACUGUGUCAUGUAUGUCCUAUUUAUUAAAAUGUCUUUCCAUGUCUGUUUCCCUGAA
Messenger RNA from Myxocyprinus asiaticus (Chinese sucker), 5472 nucleotides. RefSeq names its product G-protein coupled receptor-associated protein LMBRD2B-like. The record is from RefSeq and is a predicted model, not a curated record. Gene Ontology annotation, cellular component: membrane. The transcript has 19 exons. The coding region runs from base 368 to 2440 and encodes 690 amino acids. Lineage: Eukaryota; Metazoa; Chordata; Actinopteri; Cypriniformes; Catostomidae. Gene Ontology annotation, biological process: adrenergic receptor signaling pathway.